CUUGGUUUCUGCUCAAGGAUACUCCGGUCUUUGUCAUAAUCAUGUGUGUCCUUUUGCAACAACUGCUGCUGGGCCAGGCCAAUGUUAUAACAGCAAACACAAAUGUAUCAUAUUUAACAAAUGUAGAUAAAAAAUUAGAAGAAAAUUUAUUAAAUUUUCAAAUUCCUCUGUUGGGGGGCACAAAGAGUGUCCAAGGAGUGGAAAAGGGGAAGUUGGGCGCCACAGCUGAAUUUGAGGAAGAAAAUCAAACCAAAGAAGUCGAAGAAGAAUUUAGUAUAAUCGAUGUAAAUAAAAUACAAAUAGAAGAGCGAAUUAUAUUUAAAACAAAGGAUUUUAGUAAAAAUUUAGUUAGCAACAACAACAACAACAAAAAAACACAAAGCCAACAGAAUAUGGUCUCAAAGGAGCCGGAGAAACAGAGGAUGGAAAAUGGCGAAGAUGAAAUGGUUUUUGAUAAUAAAAAUUCACCAGAAGCCACAGUCACUGAGCAGAAACAAAAACAAUCCGCUCCCAAAGAACUGCCAACAAAACAGGACAUUAGCAACAAUUCCCUGGUAAUAAAAUCUGCCCCAGUGCAGGAAAACACAUUAGCGCCAGGCAACAAUACCAAGAGCUUCAUAUAUGGCACACAAACUUCUGCCACCUCUCCGGCGUCUCCACCCACCAUAAAUAGCCAUAUAAACAAUACAACAUCACCCCCCUCCACCGACAUUAAAAAUUCUCCCCGACCCAUGGGAAAAGUCAGUGGUAGCACCGCUAGUAGUGGUGGCGGUGGUGUUGGGGCCAAUGGCAUUCUAUUUCCUAAUCUUUAUGGCAUUCGUGAAAAUGUUAUGCUACCCUCCGAGGAUCCCGAACGGGAGGCCCGAAUUCUCUAUGAAAAAACCUUAAAGGAAUAUCUUGUCAAAAAUAGCAUGCAUGAACAGAAACAGGACAAAGUAAACUCCACAUCAUCGUCGUCGUCAUCAUCAUCGUUGGCCAAGGAUUCAUCAGCCUCGGCGACAUCCUCAUCAAAUGCCAGCCAGUCUUCGGAUUCAGCACAGCAACAAAGGACACUGCAUGCUGUUUGUGAUGUCUGGUCACAAAAGCAUUGCCAUUGUACGGGGACACUGGGUAGACUGUCGUUGAGCUGUCGCAACAUUGGUAUCCUAGCUGUUCCAGUGGAUUUACCCGGUGACACAGUGCUAUUAGAUUUGGGCAAUAACAACAUAACCAAACUGGAAGCAAAUUCGUUUUUUAUGGCCAACAAUUUGGAAGAAUUGACAUUGGCGGAUAAUAAUCUGGAAGUCUUGGAUCCUUUGGCAUUUUAUGGUUUGUCAAAGUUGAAACGUUUAAAUCUACAAAACUGUGGCCUUAAAACAUUGCCCGCAUUCGCAUUUCAAGGUUUAACUAAUUUGGUGUCCUUGCAAUUAAAUGGUAACGCCUUAGCAAGCAUGGAUCGCAACAGCCUGCAGCAUUUGCCAAAAUUACGCACCCUACGACUCGAAGGCAAUUUAUUCUAUCGGAUACCCACUGAUGCUUUGGCUGGAUUAAAGACACUCGAAGCACUAAACCUUGGCAGCAAUCUAUUGACAAUAAUCAAUGAUGAGGAUUUUCCAAAAAUGUCAAAUUUAGUGGUACUUCUACUGAAACGUAAUCAAAUCAUGAAAAUCUCGGCUGGCGCCUUUGCAAAUUUAACAGCUUUGGAAAUUCUAGUUUUAGAUGAUAAUCUGAUUAAUUCACUGCCCGAAGGCCUAAAUAAAUUGACGCAUCUACAGGAAUUUUCAGCCACAAGUAAUCGCCUGCGAUGGAUCAACGACACCGAUCUGCCGAAGACCCUACAAACAUUGGAUUUGCGUGCGAAUCCCAUUUCACAAAUUAUGCCUGGUGCAUUAAGGGGUAUGACGAAGUUAAGGAAAUUAAUUCUAUCGGAUGUACGAUUUCUAAAGACAUUUCCCGAUUUAGAGGGAAGCUAUUCAUUGGAAAUCUUAAAAUUGGAUCGAGCUGGCAUUAUGGAGGUGCCGGGAAAGUUAUGCCAUCAAACACCAAGACUGAGAAGUUUAGAGUUAAAAACAAAUUCCAUACGAACCAUUCCCUCAUUAGCACAUUGCAGAGAAUUGAGACUGUUAGAUUUAUCAAGCAACCUUAUAGAUAAUUUACAAGGACGUCCAUUCCAAGGCUUAAAACAAUUACACGAUCUGUUAUUAUCGUAUAAUCACAUUAAAACAAUACCUCAUGAUGCCUUUCAGGGCAUAGCCAAAUUACAAUUAUUAGAUCUAGAAGGUAAUCAAAUCUCCUCCAUCCACAAAGAUGCCUUUGUGGGCUUCUCCUCGUUGGAGGAUUUAAAUUUGGGCAAUAACAUCUUUCCGGAGCUGCCAGCGAAUGGUCUACAGCGACUGCUGCAUCUCAAAACCUUCAAUAAUCCAAAAUUACGUAACUUCCCCUCACCCGAAACAUUUCCUCGUAUCCAGACACUGAUACUCUCCUACGCCUAUCAUUGUUGCCCAUUUAUACCGCUUGUGGCAAUGUCGGCCAGCAAAAAGCCACCACUAGUACAGGAGGCGGUGCUGUUCCCCUCCGAUGCAGAGUUCGAUAUGAGUUUGUGGAACAAUAGUAUGAUGGAUAUAUGGCCACAGCUGCAUAACCUGAGUAAAAAAUUCGGCACCGAAAUGCAUGAUAUUUGGGAUAACUUUGGCCAGGAUUUUACCUAUCCUGGAAAUAUACCCACCUACAUGGAAGAGUAUUUUGAGGAGGAAGGCGCUGGUACGGGUACUGGUACCGGUACAGGAGGCAUGCAAACGGCCACGGGAACAGCCAGUACGUUUGCCACCUCCUUUGGUGGUGGUGGUCUUUUCGCCACAAUCGGAACUGAACAUACGCCCGGAAGUAUACAAUGUUUACCCAUGCCGGGUCCAUUCUUACCCUGUGCCGAUCUAUUUGAUUGGUGGACAUUACGUUGUGGUGUCUGGGUGGUUUUCCUCUUGGCACUGCUGGGCAAUGGUACGGUGGUAUUUGUUUUGAUAUUUUCCCGUUCAAAAAUGGAUGUCCCGCGAUUUUUGGUCUGCAAUCUGGCAGCUGCGGAUUUUUUCAUGGGUGUCUAUUUGGGUAUUUUGGCCAUUGUGGAUGCCUCGACGUUGGGAGAGUUUCGUAUGUUUGCCAUCCCCUGGCAAAUGUCGGUAAUGUGUCAAAUUGGUGGAUUCCUGGCCGUGCUAUCGUCGGAGCUUUCGGUCUACACCCUGGCGGUGAUUACGUUGGAGCGAAACUAUGCCAUCACCCAUGCCAUACAUUUGAACAAGCGUUUGUCCUUGAAACAGGCUGCCUAUAUUAUGGUGGUUGGCUGGACUUUUGCCCUGGUCAUGGCUGUACUGCCAUUGGUUGGAGUAUCCGAUUAUCGUAAAUUCGCCGUAUGUUUACCGUUUGAGACGACGACAGGCAUUGCCAGCCUGACUUAUGUCAUAGCUUUAAUGUUCAUCAAUGGUUGUGCCUUUCUGACCCUAAUGGGCUGUUAUUUGAAAAUGUAUUGGGCCAUUAGGGGUUCGCAGGCAUGGAAUACCAAUGACUCGAGGAUAGCCAAGAGAAUGGCUUUGCUGGUGUUUACAGAUUUUUUAUGUUGGUCGCCGAUUGCCUUCUUCUCGAUAACGGCCAUUUUUGGUUUGCAGCUGAUCUCCCUGGAACAGGCUAAGAUUUUCACGGUCUUCAUUUUGCCUCUGAAUUCGUGUUGCAAUCCUUUUCUCUAUGCCAUCAUGACGAAGCAGUUCAAAAAGGAUUGUGUAAAUCUGUGUAAACAUUUCGAAGAGACGAGGGUGACAAGAGGCACCGGAGCCAUGGCCAGGGGUCGAGGUAUGACAGCGGAGCGUUUACCCAAAGAGUUGCCACCCCUGCUGCCAGCUGUUCAUCCACCGGGAUGCAGAUGUUUGCGCAUGAUGCCUGGCGAAAUGCCCAUCUGGCAUCGGAUGCAAGAAAAGGAGGGUUCCAUAUGGUCGCGUAGCUGGCAAAAGCUGUGGUCCUGGUGCUCUUGCUGUGUCACCUGUUGUGAGCGAAAUAGGCCUCAGCGCCUGGAUAAGAGGCGUGGUCGUGCCAGUCGAGGCAAUAAAAACGAUCCCUACCAAUAUCCUUUUUCGGAAAUGAAACAGAAGAAGCAGCUGAGGGCCAGUUCCAUUUCCAGUGAGAAUUUCUGCUCCUCUCGCUCAUCCAGCUGGCGUAAUGGCAAUGUGACGGGUCCUCACAUGACGGGCCAUGCCCAUGGCCAUACCUGUUCGAUACCCAUGAAAAUGAUGGAUCCCAAUCGUAGAAGGCAUUCCACGUGGUUGAUUACGCGCAAGACGUCACAGGAUUCGAAUUUGUCCUCCUCGCGCAAUGACUCUUCGGCAUCGGCCACAACGGCGAGUACCUCAACGUUUCGUCUCUCGAGAUCUAGUGCGGGAAGUACCACUCCCCUGCCUUCGAUAAUAACCCACCCCAAUAAACAACAUCAACAACAUCAGUUCUCUUCGACGCUACCCAAACCCCGUUUGGUACGUCAAGAAGCUGUCCAGGAGGAAGAGGACUCCUCACCACCUCGACUGGGUGUACGUUUCCUGCCCACCAUACCGUCAGCAGCCGACAGCUCAGUUGUCAUGGAGGAUGGCGAUUCGGGUUUAAGUCCCGAAUACACCGGCCUUUAUGCUGCCCUACAAAAAUCCCAUCCCCAACAACCGUUUACGGUCAAGGCGGUGGUAAUCUCCUCGAAUAAUGGCCCCUCAACAUCGACGGCUGCCGCGGCCAAUACCUCACAUCCUAGUAAUAGUAGUAGUAAUUGUAAAAACGAUACUCCCCAAUCACCUCAGACCCAGACCACACCCCUAUCACCACCGCCCCAACUGCAGCCACCUGAACCCCAGGAUAAACCGCCAUGACCACGGGGUAAAUAUGAGCAGCAGCCACAACAGAAACCGUCACAGCAAAAGAGGACAAUAUUUUUUAGAUCAAUCGGUAAUAAAGAAGCUUUUCUCUAAGAACAAUGUUUCGCAAUAGGUCUAAGGUAGAAAAUAGAA
Molecule: messenger RNA, 5009 nt
Organism: Musca domestica (house fly)
Lineage: Eukaryota; Metazoa; Arthropoda; Insecta; Diptera; Muscidae
Gene: rk
Product: leucine-rich repeat-containing G-protein coupled receptor 4
Exons: 14
Coding region: 42-4871 (1609 amino acids)
Biological process (GO): G protein-coupled receptor signaling pathway
Cellular component (GO): membrane
Molecular function (GO): G protein-coupled receptor activity; protein-hormone receptor activity; protein binding
Source: RefSeq, a predicted model, not a curated record